Messenger RNA from Olea europaea var. sylvestris, 946 nucleotides. RefSeq names its product dirigent protein 21-like. The transcript has a single exon. The coding region runs from base 200 to 769 and encodes 189 amino acids. The record is from RefSeq and is a predicted model, not a curated record. Lineage: Eukaryota; Viridiplantae; Streptophyta; Magnoliopsida; Lamiales; Oleaceae.
AAUCAUUGAUACUAAUGUCCAAAAUAUCGAUUUUUAAUACAUCAUACCAACGUGUCGGGACUCAGGGUCGAUUUGACAGAAUCUUUGAAAAGUUAAAAAUUGUUUCUGACACUAAUUCCAAAUGUUGGCAACCAUAUAUGUGUGUAUAUAUCCGUGUCUUUGUAAUUGAUAGUCACCACCAUUUUCUGUAGAGAGAAAGAUGGAGAAACAUUACAUAAUUUUAAUCCUGUGUUCAAUAUUAGUAUUUGCUAAUGGCAAUGGAGUUUCUCAAGGCCCAAAAGCAGUAAGAAAAUGGUUCAAGAAGCAUUCUAAUGCAAAAGAAAAGCUCACAGAGUUUCACUUCUACCUGCAUGAUAUUGUAAGUGGCCGGAAUCCGACAAAUAUUCCUGUGGCUAUGACCAACGCCACCACCCAGUCACCCACCUAUUUCGGCCUAAUCGCCGCCAUGGAUGACUUAUUAACAGAAGGACCCGAACCCGAUUCAAAGGUUGUGGGUCGAGCCAGUGGUCUCUUUGGGUCUUCUUCACUGCAAGAACUAGGGCUACACAUGACCUUCAAUAUUGUGUUCACAGAGGGAAAGUAUAAUGGUAGUAUGCUAGCUGUAAGUGGGUACAAUCAGUUCAAUAAUCGGAAUCGGGAACUACCGAUAGUUGGUGGCUCUGGUGUUUUCCGGCUGGCGCGCGGUGUCGCUACCCUAGAAAAUGUUUGGUAUAAUAAUACCUCCGGUGAUGCUCUUGUCGAGUACCAUGUCCUGGUAUUGCAUUAUUGAUCCACUUUCCAUUAGUUAAAUGUGUAAUUUGGUUUUAUUUUAUUUGUUUAUUUCACAUUUUCACUUUUUUUAAGUUUGCAAGUAGGGAUGUUUUGUUAUUGAUUGUAUCAUGGUAGUUUACCUGAUUGUCGACCUAAUCAUAUUAAUAAUAAAUAUAAAGGUGACAAUUUUGUUUUA